Abrus precatorius (Indian licorice) is the source of this 795-nucleotide messenger RNA. Its product is annotated as PLASMODESMATA CALLOSE-BINDING PROTEIN 5-like. NCBI's taxonomy places the organism in Eukaryota, Viridiplantae, Streptophyta, Magnoliopsida, Fabales, Fabaceae. The record is from RefSeq and is a predicted model, not a curated record. The transcript is spliced from 4 exons. Bases 22 to 795 code for a protein of 257 amino acids.
AGCAGAAUAGUGAGAUUAAAUAUGGAAAGGAGUGUAAUUUCCUAUGUAAUAUUUCUCCUACUGUGCCAAUUCCUCUAUUCAGGUUCAAGUAGGACAGAAAAGGAAGCACCUGGACAUGUGAAUGUACUAGAACAACAACAAGGGAAACAAAAAUUCACUGCCUCAAUUUCAAUUUCUACAGUGCAAAAGGAUAUUACCACUCCCAUCACUACCAUUCCCAACUUAGUUCCCACCAUCCCCACCAUUUCAACACCACCAUUCCUUAAUCCUAAUUCCAACCCUGACACAGUUUCUCCUGCCUCCACACUCCCAGUUACCACUCCAACCCCAGUGAAUUCUCCAAUUUCUUCAGGUGCAAGCUGGUGUAUUGCAAGCCCAAUUGCCUCACAGAUUGCUUUGCAAGUUGCAUUGGACUAUGCUUGUGGCUAUGGUGGUGCUGAUUGUUCAGCAAUUCAACCUGGUGGAAGCUGUUACAACCCAAAUUCUAUCCAUGACCAUGCUUCUUAUGCUUUCAAUAAGUAUUAUCAAAAGAAUCCUGUUCCAAAUAGCUGCAAUUUUGGUGGAACUGCUGUCAUCAUUAGCACUAACCCAGGCACAGGGACAUGUCAAUAUCCAUCCACUAGUACUAGUACGUCAAUCUUGAACACAACAAACUCAAGUGGUGCAAACGUUUUUGGUUCAGUGCCAGUACCCACAAGCCCCUCUCCCUCUGCUGCUGCUGACACAUUAAAUAGCUUUGCAGAUAUUUGUGUCAUUCUAUGGAUAUUAUCAACUUUGGAAAGGAAUUUUCUCUAA